Camelina sativa (false flax) is the source of this 1839-nucleotide messenger RNA. RefSeq lists its product as uncharacterized. NCBI's taxonomy places the organism in Eukaryota, Viridiplantae, Streptophyta, Magnoliopsida, Brassicales, Brassicaceae. The record is from RefSeq and is a predicted model, not a curated record. Gene Ontology annotation, molecular function: hydrolase activity, acting on ester bonds.
UAAAAAAAAAAGUUCAUCUCUUUGAAUCUCAGAGUCAGUCCAGUCAGCAAUGGCGAAGAACUUAAUGGCUGCUUCUCGUCCGUACAUUGUUACUCUUCUCGACUAGAGUCUAGAGGACAAGCCUUCAACUCCUGUUCCGUUUUAAGAUUAGACCCUUUACUUCUUCUUUGCUUCCUGUCGAAUUGUUUUUUUGCGAUUUGCUGUGAAUGGAGUGUUUGCGAUUUGCUGUGAAUGGAGUGUUUGGGAUUUCCGGGAUUGAACAUCGUCUUUUCAGUAUAUGAUUCUGUGUCUACUGAUCAGACCAUGGAGAAAAAGAUCAAUAAAAACAAAUGGGCGCAGAGUCCGUCUCUGUCAAGGAUAUGCUGGUGAAGGAGGACGAUGUCGAUGUGUUUGGUGCAUUAACGUGGUAUCAGCGGCGUUCAAGGGCAUAUCCUCUGUGAACAGGCAGAGGAUGGUGUAUAAAGCCAUCUGGGAGGAGCUUCAGAAUGUGGUUCAUGCCGUUUAUCAGAUGAUAACAACGCCUCCUUUAGAAGUUUGAUAAGCUCACAUAAGUGUGACUAAAGCUCUUGAAUCUUUAUUUGGUCCAAACUUCAAUCGUGCUCCCAAUUAUCCUGAAGUAAUUGAAGAAACUGACAGCAUCAAUCAGCCAGAAGAAGAUGUUUAUGCCUUCCUUGACUGUGUCUUCGGACAGAUUAUUUAAGAACCUCAAAAGAGAAGAAAGAAGUCACAGGGAUCUGUUAGAACCGAAAACCUCACGGUGAAAAUGAAGUUGUUUGAUGCUCAUUGUCACCUUCAAGACAAGAGGGUCAUCGACAAAGCCUCCCAGCUCAUAUCUGCGGCUUUAGCUGUUGGUGUUACCAAUUUCGCAGUCAAUGGAACCUCCGAGAAAGAUUGGGACUUGGUGAAAGAGAUGGGAGAGACGUAUCCUUCUGUUAUUCCUUGCUUUGGAAUUCAUCCUUGGUUUAUGGCUGAUAGAAGCCCUCAUUGGUUUAACACAUUGAAGAAGUUGUUUGAGACCACUCCUACUGCUGCUGUUGGAGAAAUUGGGUUGGACAAAGGUCCCUUAGCAGCAGGAAUUGAUUACUCAGACCAGCUAGUCGUGUUUCGCCCGCAGCUUGAACUUGCAAAAGAGCUGAACAGACCUGUAGCAGUUCAUUGCAUCGAUGCAUUCGACGAUCUCCUAGAGAUAAUGAGAGCCGUAGGGCCUUUUCCAGCUGGUGUGAUUCUUCAUUCAUUCAAUGGUUCAGCUGAUGUUGUGCCUAAACUCGCUGAGCUUGGUGCAUACUUCUCAUUUUCUGGCUGGUUCACUUACAUUGAUGAGAAAAUUGCAAAGGAGACUCUGAAAUCGAUUCCUUCGGAUAGGUUCUUAUUGGAGACGGAUUCACCUGACGGGUUACCAAAAUCAGAUGAGAGUACUUCGGAUCCAAAACCAACUCUCAAUGAGCCUGCAAAUAUUCUUGCUGUACUAGAUUAUGUUGCGAACCUGUCAAACAUGAAGAAGGAAGAACUGGCGGAGCUAAGUUAUGUAAACACUGUGAGAUUGUUCUCUUAUCCAGGUUCUAAACUGCUUACACAGCAGUAAAAAAUGUUGUCUAGCUCUCUACAGAAAUAUAACAUCAUCUCUGAUCAAAGAGACAAAAGAACAACACUGCUAUAUCAUCUUUUCCGCUGUUGUGUAUGUCAUAAUUAUUCUUACUUGAUGUGUUUGAAAAAAAUAAAAAAUAAUAAGAAUUCUCUACAAAAAUCGUCUGUCUCAUGAAUUUGUAGUUUCUGUUUCUUACUUGGGUAGAAGCUGUAAUCUUUCUCUCUUAUUAUUAUUGUCUUGUGUAAAAAAUACCA